GGCCUUAAGCACACUGGCAGUAAAUGGCAAAGCUGCCCCGGCACCCCAAGCAGCCUGGUCUGCAGACCCCGCGCACCACGCCCCCUUUCCGGCUGAGUCACCGAGGGGUGCGGGCAUAGUUGUGGGCUGCACCUGGGGCCGUCGGGUAGGGCAGGGCGUGAACGGGUCACCCCGCUACGGAGAGACCCACGCCCGUGUCCCCCGGGCGCUGCGCACUCACGGCGGUCUGCAGGUUCUCGCGGCUCCCUCCUCGACUUGUUUGGGUGCAAGCUCUCAGAGGAGCUGGGCAGAGGCGAAGGCCGCCCGCCUGCCCUCCCGGAUUCGCCCCGCUUGCCACCCCCACCUCCCACCCGCAGCCUCCGCGUCUGCGCAGCCGCGAUCGGCUCCGUGCUGGCUCUGCAGUGCCCUGGACAGGGUCUGGUUGGGGAGGGCUGUGUGUCCUGUGACGGCAGAGCCUCAGACAAGGGAGAAGGAACCUGGCUGAGAAGCUCCACCUGCUCUUUGGAGAAAUGCAGAGUUUCAGUCCCGAGCAAACCCGGGGGCUGCUGGAGCCAGAACAUACCAAGUCGCUGCUGCCUCGGGACAGCAGGGCCUGGGAGAAGCCAGUCCACCCAGCCUUUGCCCAGGACUGGGAGGCCGUGGAGGUCGGGGCCGCUGCUGGCUGUGACAUCGGGGAGAAAGGCCUGACUUCUCAGGAGUCAGCACUUUCCCACGAGUGGAGCUCCCUGGAGGAGGAGGAGGAGGAGGAGGACGAUGACUUGCAGGACUCCCAGGGCUUUGUGGAGUGGUCCAAGUCCCCACAGCAAAUGACAAUUGUCUUGAUUGUGUGUGUGGUCUUUCUGUUCCUGGUUUUAACUGGAAUGCCCAUGAUGUUUCACAUCUAACAACCGUGGUCGUGGUGGCCCUGAAACAGAUGCCCGGGCUUGUGGCAAGCAGGUGUCCUGGCUGACAAACCAGGAAUGGAUAUUGCAUACUUAUCUUUUGCCUUUCAAAGAUCCAUGGCGAUAAUUUUAAACAACUUUUAGCUUGACUGUGUUCCAUUGAAAUGAAGACAUCAUUGAUCGCAAUGCACAUUAUUUUGUAACAUCCCUGAGAAAGAAAAAUGCUAAUUCCUCACGUGACACCACUAACUGGAAGCCGCCUGCUCAGUUCAGGGAAGGCGGACAGUGUGCAGUUUG
Messenger RNA from Ochotona princeps (American pika), 1178 nucleotides. It is a transcript of the gene SMIM17, whose product is annotated as small integral membrane protein 17. The transcript has 4 exons. Bases 510 to 884 code for a protein of 124 amino acids. The record is from RefSeq and is a predicted model, not a curated record. NCBI's taxonomy places the organism in Eukaryota, Metazoa, Chordata, Mammalia, Lagomorpha, Ochotonidae.